Messenger RNA from Frankliniella occidentalis (western flower thrips), 5036 nucleotides. It is a transcript of the gene Pdzd8, whose product is annotated as PDZ domain-containing protein 8. The record is from RefSeq and is a predicted model, not a curated record. NCBI's taxonomy places the organism in Eukaryota, Metazoa, Arthropoda, Insecta, Thysanoptera, Thripidae. Gene Ontology annotation, molecular function: protein binding; lipid binding. The transcript is spliced from 18 exons. Gene Ontology annotation, cellular component: mitochondria-associated endoplasmic reticulum membrane contact site. Gene Ontology annotation, biological process: mitochondrial calcium ion homeostasis. Bases 187 to 3345 code for a protein of 1052 amino acids.
UGACCCUGAAUUUGUCAUCAUAGGCUGUCUGCUGUGAAAACUCUUUUUAAUGUCAUAACAGAAAAAGUGGAAAAAUGAUUUGGGAACUUCUGAAAGACUUCAGAUAAUAUCAGAAUUUUAUUAACUUAAGCUUAAGUGAAUCCGCUUUGGUUGGAUCUUACAUAAAAUAAUUCAUGUCUCAACAUCAUGGACCUUGUUUUGAUGUUUUUAUGCAUGCUUAUUGGAGCAGUUGCAGUUCUUGCAGCAGAAUGGUACCUUUUUCAAAAAUUUCUGCUCAGCCAACCUGAAGUAGGACCUCCAAAACAGCCAUUUGGCAUUUCUACUCCGUUUUGUUUGCCCAAGCAUAUUUUGGAUGCUCUGAGAAAUCGUAACCUGUCAAAGCAGGAGUCAUGCCUUGGUGUCAGCCUACUUCUUCAAUUUUUGUUCCAAGAAAUGCGACAUACAGAUAAAGUUCGAAAAUGGUUUCACCGCAAACUCUCUCUUGAGUUUGAAGAAUUACUUACCCGCACCACAACUGGGAAAUUGUUUGAUUCCAUAGCUGUUCGCGACUUGCAUUUAGGCUCACAUUUCCCAACAAUCAGAAAUGUUGAAGUACGCCAAGUGGCCCAGGAUCCCAUUCAUCACCGGAUUGACACUUUGGAAUUAUGCUUAGACAUACAUUACAGUGGAUCCUUCCAACUAUCUUUAGAUGCAAAUCUUGUUUUGGGUCGUGCUGCAUAUUUGUCAGUUACAGUUCAUGAGCUAGUGGGUAUGGCUCGCCUGCAGUUCACUCGACACCCUUAUACCCACUGGUCGUUCAGUUUUUACUCAGAACCAGUUCUUCAGCUGGAGGUUGAAAGUCAAUUUCAGGGUCGCCCGCUUCCUCAAAUCACCAACAUAAUUGCUAAUCAGAUACGAAAAUCUCUGAAAAGGAAGCAUACAUUGCCCAACUACAAACUGCGCUACAAACCAUUUUUUGCAAAAUCAGAACCAAAUGAUGAAGAGGCUGAAUGGGGUCAACACUCAAUACAAUCUGGCUGUCUUGAGGUUACUAUUGUUGAGGUUACAAGACUGGCAGCUACUAUAGGCAAUGGAAGUGAAAACAUUUACUGCUCACUAGCAGUUGAUCGUACUGCAUGGGUGGAGAUGGUUCAUUCUGAUACAGCCACGUAUAUGACCCUGGAUGUUAGUAUAGUUAAAUCACCACAACAACAGUUAGGCAUUGUUUUCAGACAAGAGUUUGUUGCAGACCGUUAUCAGGCUUGUGUCAUAGUUGAUACUGUUCUACCUGGUUCACCUGCCAGCAAUUCUGAUGUGCAGCCUGGUGAUCUUCUGAUAGCAGUUGAAGGAAAGAAAAUAUCAACAAUAGCACAGGCUGCCAAGUGUAUGAAAGGAGCUGGGGAUAAAUACACGCUGAGACUUGAGAGAAGGGUUGCAUUUAACAGCUCAGCUUCAAAUUCAGCUUCUGAGACUGAAUCAACCGCGAUAAGAUCUAAUGUGACAGUGUCUGUCACAAGUGACUCCCCUACGUUAGGACAAUCAGAAUUACGGAAAAGAAGGGUCUCUGUGGAGCAGAGUGAUGGUAUUGAUAGUGACAGCAGCACUUCCAGUCCUCCGAAUUCUGCCCAAAGCUCUCCUGCUAAGAAACCUUCUUCUAUAUUUCCCGGUCCUAGUACCUCUUCAUCUACUCCAGGCUCUACUCCUGGUUCUGCAGGAGGUUCAAUUUCUCCAAGCCCAGAUCAUCGCAGCAAACAACAGCAGUCUCAAAGUGACCAGAAUAAUUUACAGAUUCUCAAUACAAAAGAGAUAAUUCUUGAUCAGGUUAUUGAUUUCAAUGAAACUCUCAAAUUUGUGGUGGGGCCCCAGCAUCGCUACCUUAAUGUCAGUGUUUGGAGCGCCAGAUCUGGUCCUGGUGGUCGUGAUCAGUUGUUGGGUCAUGUGAGUGUGUUGCUAGCUGCUGUUGCUAACCAUUGCAGCCGCUCUCGACUUGGACACUUCGUAAGCUCAUAUUCCUUUCUACCACCAGACCCUCAUCUUGCAAACAGCCAAAGUCAUAAGCUCUCUAAUCAUUCAGGCUUUGAGCCAUGCCUUUGCUAUGGAGAUGUGCUACUUUCAUUUGUGUACCUAACACCCAGUGGGUCUCCAUCUCCACCACCUGCUCCUUCAGGCAGUCCAGCUCACCAAUCACCUGAAGCUGCCAUGAGCUCAGUGAGGAUGGAUAUCAUGCAAGAUUCAUCAGUUUUUAAAAGUCAUGAUUUUAUUCGUACCCAGUUUCAUCGUGCCAUUCAAUGUGGAUUUUGUUUUAAGAAGAUAUGGUUGAAAGAUGCUGUUCAGUGUCGAGUCUGUGGGAUGUCAUGCCACAAAAAAUGUGUCAACAAGUGUCUUGUCAGUUCCUCGUGUGGAAGCACCAAUGGCAAAUCCACUGGUAGCAACACAACAUUAUCCUCAGGAAAGGGCCACAGGCACUCCUUAGGAGAUGCUGAUGUGACAGGGGCAUUUAUUGAACAGAGAGGAUCUUCUCAAGGACCCAGCCCUGAAGGUGAAGGUGGAGACCAGCCAAGGCGAGCAAGUAUACAACCAGAAAUUGUCAUGACGUCUGCUGAAGAAGUGGCCAGCGUACCAACUCAGGGUCCGAGUCACCGGAAACGUAUAACUAAUCUCUUGGCUUCUAUGGCAACUCAAGCUCGUGGUCUGAAGAGGGUUGGAUCGGCUCAUAAUCUGGCACCUCCUGGUUCAGAUGGUUCCCAAGGUGGUAACAACCUUUCUCGUAGCCUACCACCAUCUCCUCAGCACUCGCCUGCACCGUCACGCAAGACCUCUUUACAUGAAACAGUUUUUCAGUUUAGUGAAAUGGACAGUGGUUCAGAUGAGGAUGCCAGUGCAGAUGAGGAUGUGUCUGUUGCACUGGAACAGCUCCUCCAGUUAAGGCGCCCCAGUGCUUCUGGAAGUUCCGGAGGUGCCGCCAGUGGCGCUGGAGAUGACGGCUCUGAAGACCUAAUGGCUGUUGCCAAGGCCACUGGUAAAGAAUUGUACUCUGGUCUACCCCCAUUGCAGCGGAUAGAGCGCAUUAACAAAAUGAUAUCAAAACUUAAAAUAUCUAUGGAUAGUGAGUCCAGUCUAAGAAUGCAGUUGGCACGUAAAGAAGUUGACUGUCAAGACUCCACUGAAAAAGCAAGACUUGCCUUUCUUAUUGGAAAAUGCGACGAAAAAGUACAAGCUUUGGCAAUAUUAAUGCUGCACUUUUGUGCAGGCCUUCAGCACACACAAGAUCAAGAGGAACAAUUACAGAAUUCUCCCCUACGUCCAUGGAAGUGGAAUUUUCAUCUGAAGAAACGACGAGUGUCCUUACGCAAACAGCUGUUGUAAUGUGGCUUUGCUGCUGCCAUCUUUUUUAAUGGAGAAAAGGUGGGGACUAAACUGAGUUGCGCCUUUGUGGACGUGCUGUGUGAUGCAGAAGAUGAAAGGUUAAUGUUUUGUGCAAUUCAAUGUUCUCAUAAAACUCUUUCAGAAGCUAUUUGUUAUAUGAUAAUAUUCCUUAAUAUUCUUGGAGGACAAACAUGUUCUUUUAUGGGUAUUUUGUAAUACAAUUUUAGUAUUUUCAACCCAUGCUCUGGACUGUGCAAUUAGACUUUUGAUCGAUUGAUUUGUGAUAAUUCCAGUUCCAAUAUAAAAUGUGUUUGUAAUGCUUCAAAUGCUUGAAAAUUCUAUUAUCUUUUAGAAGUUCUCAGCUAGUCUUUGGUUUGCCCUAGGUAUGCAUCAUGUCAAUAUGGAUUUAUCCUACUUUAUUUUUGGCUCAUUACUCCUGGCAAAUGAGAAAGCGAACCCCAAACUCACUAAAUGUAUUAUUGUCUUUAAAUGUAACUCAUCAGUAAACCUCUUCCUUGUCUUUUGAAAAUGUCAAUUAACUUGUAUACCAUUCAAGUAAACCUUGACUAGAAAAAUUAUUGGAACUUUAAGUAUUGAACCCUCCUAGUAUAUUGUAAAUAAGUUGUGCUUGCCAAUUGAAAUUGUUGUGCCAUUUUUAUUUUUUGGCAUCACUUUGCACCAAAAAUGAUUCACCUAGAAUAGCCUACAUGGUUACAUUUAUUUCUAAUAGUGUCAAACUAAUGUUUCAUUGAUUGAUGUGGAAGUAGGUACAUUUAAGACUAGCUAAGCUCUCUGUUUCUUGACUAACCACCUGUAAUGGUCUUUUCUUUGCCUGGAAGACUUGCCAAUUCAUUCUAGGUAGUGAAAGAUUUCACCUGUUUUAAGCAGUAUUGCUAAUCUGUAUUUUGCUAGGUGUUCAUCAUUGACCUUGAUUGUUUGUUCAAAUAGGUGUAGACCUUUUUGCCAAGGCUGUUUGUAUUAUUGUUGCUGUUCCAGGUAUUAUCUUUCUUAGAUCAGUAUUAGAGAUGAUUACAUUCCUGACUUGAAUUAGUUCAAGCUGAUGCUUCAAUUGUUGAUUUUAGUCUGUGAUUUUGAGCCUCUGCUUUUUGAACAGAGACCUGACAAGUUUUAUUCCUCCUAUAACCCCUGUCUUUUAGCUUGAUUUUUUGUUUGUUUUGUUUUGUGUUUAGAUCAUUAUAUUUAUUGAUGAAAAAGUAGAAGUUGUGAUGGUGUUGAAAUGUUUGCCUAUUUGCAGCUAAACGAUUUACACACUUUAGUUUUUUGUGUUGUUUUUAUUGUGUGCUAUUUAUGAUGAUAGUAGUAAAAUAUGUCAACUGUGAUACAUGUAGGCUAUCCUGAAAAACUGAGUGAACAUGUUAGCCUUAUCUCCACUUCAUAUUUGCUGAAAUGAUUUUGUAUCUAUUUGUUUAUUUUUGUUUAAUGUUGAAGCCAGAAAUUUCACGGUACUGUAUUUCUGUGAUAUAUAUUUUGGAAAAACAUUUCCUCAACAAAUUGACAUUAAAUCAAUCACACUUGUACUGCUGAGUUAAAAGUUUAAAAAUAUAAUUUAAUUUUUGUUUGAGGGAAUAAUUUUGCCGAGAUAUAUGAUGAUACCUUAGUUUAAUUUGUACCCUUGUACUGAUUGUGAUAACAUUCCAUGCUCCAUUAUAUUUGUUAUUGAGAAAAACCUG